Messenger RNA from Uloborus diversus, 498 nucleotides. RefSeq lists its product as uncharacterized. NCBI's taxonomy places the organism in Eukaryota, Metazoa, Arthropoda, Arachnida, Araneae, Uloboridae. The transcript has 6 exons. Bases 1 to 498 code for a protein of 165 amino acids. The record is from RefSeq and is a predicted model, not a curated record.
AUGCCUUCUAUGAAUCGCAAACGGGAAGAUGCAAGAACAAAGGAAGGAGCAUUCUUUGUUUCUGUUGUUGAUGCUGCUAUUCAGCCUGGACAGUCAACUCAAGAAUUUGGAGCUGGAAUGCAAAGAGAAUCUCAAAGAGUGAAGUAUAGUGAUAGCAGUAGAGCGUCUGCAGCUAGUGAACCUGAUGUAUUAAUCAAUAUGACGCCUGUUGAAAGAAGAUAUUUUUUCCAUGAUCCAUUGAACUUAGGAAGCCAACCAGUGAGUCCGACCUUUCAUCCACUUAUUGAUGGCACUCAAGAAGAAUGGUGGAAAUCAAAAUCCACUUUAUCAGUUACAGAUGGACAUGGAGACAUCAAGCCAAGCUCAUUGCAAGAAAUAAUUCAACAUUCUGUGCCUUUUAAAUUUCGCACACUUGCUGCUGUUUUAGAUUUUAAGCCCGAAGCUAGAAAUAUAUGCAAAUUAAUCCAUUUAUAUUGUCCAAAAUGCUUCUAUCUGUAA